Messenger RNA from Arabidopsis thaliana (thale cress), 578 nucleotides. RefSeq lists its product as uncharacterized. NCBI's taxonomy places the organism in Eukaryota, Viridiplantae, Streptophyta, Magnoliopsida, Brassicales, Brassicaceae. The record is from RefSeq and is marked reviewed. The transcript has a single exon. Bases 1 to 411 code for a protein of 136 amino acids. Gene Ontology annotation, cellular component: mitochondrion.
AUGCUGAAGAGAAAAUUGAAGCCUAAACGACUUCAAUUGCCUCCUCAGGAUGUCGUCUUUGAAGGGGAGGCAGCUAUGAAUGAGUAUACUUUCUAUCGUAACUGGGUGGAAUCCUGGUUACAGCACAUCCGUUCAUACUACCUUCUUUUCAUUGAUGGAGAUCCUUCUCUUUCAAAGUUCUUUGAGAUUGAGAUAUGUGCCCACUCUUGGAAGCGUUCGACUUUCGACCAACAGGUCUUUAAGUUUGGCCUUCUAUGGGAGUGUGUGGAUAUUGCUCGCUCUAGAACAGUUUAUUGGCAAUGUGCUUUAGGCACAGGUCAUAUACAGGAAGAUAAGGUAUCGGAGGCAACAAGCCCCUUUACCGAUGACAGUUGUACCAACAGCUGUUUAUCAAGGAUGACUGGACAAUAAAGAAUGGGAACUGGGAAAGUCACUGCUAUUGGCGGAUCUUUGCCUAGAACCGAAACUGAUCUUUAGCUAGCCGACCACGUGCCAGAAGUUUAUACUGGCAUUGCAAUAGGUCAAGCAAGUCUGCUGGCAACCCUGUAGCCUAUUGGCUUCUUCCUAUAUCCCUAUUC